CAACCCUAGACUUCUUCUUACAUGUCGUCCCUGACACUCUCCCCCGCGGUAACCCUAACACAACCCUAACACAACGCCUCCAAUUUUCAAGGGACCAUAACCCGCUUACCACCCUCAAAUUUGUAUGUAACCUCCCUGGGGUUAGAGGCACCGAAAAAUCUGACAGAGGAGGGUAUUACACCGCUGCCCUUUGGCUUCACAAACACCAUCCCAAAACCCUAGCAUGCAACGUGGAUUCAUUGGUCGUUUUUGGGUACUUCAAAGACUUGAUGGAGAUUCUUUCCCAGCUUGUCGAAGGACGCGAUGUUCGAACAAUAACGAAGUAAGAGAGGGAAGAAAUGAAACCUCCUAGAGCAGGCAUGUUUUGGAGGCGACAAGGGUGGGUUAAGGAAAGAAGUCCGUUAUCGAGGAAGGAGAGGAAAGAGAAGAAGAUUGACAUGGCGAACAAGGCAGUCGAACGAUACCAUCGAGACCCAGGUUACAAGUUCUUGCAUGAUCGUGUUUCAGACCUUUUUGCGGAUUUUCUCAACACCGAUAUUCAGAACUUGGAUUCUGGUGCCAAAUUUCUGACUCGUGAGAGAGAGAGAUUUGAGGACUACCUUGAAUCAGUGCGGGCCGGGAAGGCGAAGGUUGCGGCGGGUGCUUUGUUGUCGCAUCUGAUUAUAGCCUUAAUAUUGCAUGAUGACAAUGGAAACGAAGUGGCCGAGCUUCAGUGGAAGAGAAUGGUGAGUGACUUGGCCAAGAAAGGGAAGUUGAAGAAUUGUCUUGCAAUUUGCGAUGUUUCGGGAUCUAUGUGUGGUACUCCAAUGGAGGUGUCUGUGGCUCUUGGAAUAUUAGUCUCCGAAUUGAGUGACGAGCCAUGGAAAGGGAAGCUUAUUACAUUUAGCCCAAACCCAGAGCUCAGGACGAUUUACGCUCAAAGACGCAAUUCGUCGAACACAUGGACUGGCGACAUGGAGUUCGAUCAGGCCUCCGCAAAUGAUUGGGAGACAGAUGACCAGGCGAUAACAAGGAAAUUUAGAGAGAGACGUUAUGGGUCGUGUGUGCCGGAGAUUGUUUUUUGGAAUGUAAGAGACUCAAAUGCCACGCAUGUGGCUAAGAAUUAG
Molecule: messenger RNA, 1106 nt
Organism: Ilex paraguariensis (yerba mate)
Lineage: Eukaryota; Viridiplantae; Streptophyta; Magnoliopsida; Aquifoliales; Aquifoliaceae
Source: the annotation of a GenBank genome assembly